Messenger RNA from Nannospalax galili (Upper Galilee mountains blind mole rat), 944 nucleotides. RefSeq names its product HEAT repeat-containing protein 5A-like. The record is from RefSeq and is a predicted model, not a curated record. Gene Ontology annotation, biological process: endocytosis; intracellular protein localization; retrograde transport, endosome to Golgi. The transcript has 2 exons. Gene Ontology annotation, cellular component: Golgi apparatus; membrane; endocytic vesicle. NCBI's taxonomy places the organism in Eukaryota, Metazoa, Chordata, Mammalia, Rodentia, Spalacidae. Bases 158 to 640 code for a protein of 160 amino acids.
CUUUGGCCUUCACACCUUUCUACUCCUAUCACUUCCUCUGAUACAUGUCUAUAAAACAGUGAUGCAGAGUUAAUUUCUGUUUCUGUCAGAUGCUGUAUUGAGUGAUGGGAAUUUGGAAACACGGCUCAGUUCCACAGAUGCAGCAGCUAGCCAGCAUAUGCUGGUCUGUGCUCUACAGGAGCUUGGCAAUCUCAUACAUGGUCUGGGCACGACUGCCACACCUUUGCUGCAGGAUUCCAGUACAGGCCUUCUUGACGGGGUCAUCGCUGCUGUCCCUCACCCCAGUGUCUCUGUGCGGCUGGCUGCAGCGUGGUGCUUGCACUGCAUCGCCGUGGCACUGCCCUCCCUGCUAACGCCGCUCCUGGAUCGCUGCCUCGAAAGGCUCACGGCUCUGAAGUCUUCGCCGGAAGCAGUGACCGGCUUUAGUUUUGCUGUGGCCGCUUUGCUAGGUGCCGUGAAGCAUUGUCCUUUAGGAAUUCCUCACGGGAAGGGCAAGGUAAUGGUUUCGUUCUCCGUAACACUGUGUUCAGUUUUUCGUGAAAACAUGUUCCUUUUAUUCUAUCAUCCACUUAAGCCAUGCAGGAAACUGUCUUCAGCAAUCACCAUAUUACUCUCUAAAGGUCGAAUACCAUCAGUGUAAUUGCCAUGAAAAAUGCUGGGUGGUUUUAAAGUAUUUUGUCCACACGUUUACCAGUAAUACUUCCUGGGUCACUGAUUCGGUGCUUGCCUAGUAUGCAUGAGCCCUGGGUCUGAUCCCAGGACUCGGUGGGGUAGAGGAGCACUCCUGUGCUUUUUAUUAGAAGUAUCUCUGUGUCAUGACAGAAUUUGCUAUGUAUCUAGCCUCGCCACAUAAGUUUAUUUAAAAUCCUAUUGUAGUCUCAGGUUUUUCUUUAUAUUGCAUAAAUCUUUUGCCUUUUAAAAUACUAUCAUAAAGCUGGGCAUGG